Molecule: messenger RNA, 1350 nt
Organism: Mytilus californianus (California mussel)
Lineage: Eukaryota; Metazoa; Mollusca; Bivalvia; Mytilida; Mytilidae
Product: endoplasmic reticulum resident protein 29-like
Exons: 4
Coding region: 28-801 (257 amino acids)
Biological process (GO): protein secretion
Cellular component (GO): endoplasmic reticulum lumen; endoplasmic reticulum
Source: RefSeq, a predicted model, not a curated record
AUUGGCCCACAUCAUCUUUUUGCAAGCAUGGAACUAAAAGCAGAAGUCUAUCUUGGUUUUUUGCUGUUAUUUGCUUUAAAUGCAAUUGGCAACACCGAAACAGUAAAAGGAUCGAUCCAGCUUAACUCUGGUGUGUUUGAAAAGAUUGUGAAGCAUCACAAAGCAGUUCUUGUUAAGUUUGAUGAGACUUAUCCAUAUGGAGAUAAACAAGAUACCUUUAAAGAAGUUGUGGAGGCCACUAUGUCUCAGGACGAUGCCUUAUGUGCUGAAAUACAGGUGUCAGAUUAUGGAGAGAAAGAAAAUCUCGACUUGGCAGAAAGAUAUGGUGUAACAAAGGAACAAUUCCCAGUUUACAGAUUGUUUCUUAAUGGUGACCUUGAAGGCGUCCUAUACAAAGGAGAUACAAAAAAUGCUAAUGACAUAAAAACAUUUUUGAUGACUGAAGCAGGUCUUUGGUUAGGACUUCCGGAUUGUUUACAAGAAUUUGACGAACUUGUAACCAAAUUUUAUAAUGCAGCUGACAAUGACAAAAAGACAGCUGUAGUUACAGAAGUGGAGAAAGCAGCUGAAAAACUGAAAGAAGAAUCUCAGAAAAAAUCGGCAGAUGUUUAUGUGAAAACAAUGAAAAAAGUUUUGGAAAAAGGAGAAUCUUUCAUUGCAGAAGAAGUAAAAAGAGUCGAAAAAAUUAGAGAUGGAAAAAUAAGCGAUAAGAAAAGAGAACAGUUAGGCUCAAGAUUAAAUAUUUUAACAUCAUUCAAACUUCGAUUAAAAGAAGCAAAAAAAGGAAAGGAUGAACUUUGAAGGAUCUCAUUUUAAUUUUCUGUUUUUCAUUUUGUUUCUUUGUUCAUCAAAUUUGAAUAAUUUUAAAUCUUGUCUUUUUUUCCUAUUUUACAUUUUAUCGCCCAAAAAACUGUUGUUUCGGGUGGGGGAGAAUUUUUUAAGUUUGGUUUUCUUUUCCAUUUCCAUUAUUUAUGAUACAUUUUUCAGUGAAGGGAUACUUCAUAAACGAACUCUUUUGGAGGAAAUGAAUCACAUGUGCCAUUUUCACAUAUUUUGCAAUAAGUUGAUGAAAUGAGAUUUAUUUGUUAUUACAUAUGUACAGUACACUUGCCAGUUGUGCUGGACCAGAAUGUAUUGUUAAUGUUGUUUUGGAGUUGCAGAAUGUAAAUGCAUUCAAAUAUUUUAUGCUGGCAUUUAAAAUAUUCCAACAGGAUGUAGAUUUUAUACUUUAUAAUUUUAUAAAAGUAAUAUAUUAGAGAAAACAUUUAUACUAUACAAGUUUUGAAAUGCCAGGAAUAUGUGUUUUUGAUAUGUUAUUAUAGGUUUAACAAUAAUAAAGUAUAAAAACUA